AUGAGAGCAGAGAAUAGAACCCAGGUGUCUGAGUUCAUUCUCUUGGGAUUCACUGAUUGCCCUGAUCUAGAGAUAUCUCUCUUCAUCCUCUUCUUGUUGAUUUAUCUACUCAUGCUGAUGGGCAAUCUUGGCAUAAUUGUGCUGAUUAAUGUUGACCCAGUCCUUCAGUCUCCCAUGUAUUUCUUCCUCAACAACCUAUCCUUUAUCGAUAUUUGCUAUAGCUCCAGCAUUACCCCCAGAAUGCUGUACAAUUUCCUUGUAAAAGGCAAAACCAUUUCUUACCCAGCCUGUGCCGUCCAAAUGUUGUUCUUUACACUCUAUGCUACGGUUGAGUGUUAUAUCUUGGCAGUGAUGGCGUAUGAUCGUUUCAUGGCAAUCUGCAAGCCUCUGCUCUAUACAGUUGCCAUGACCAAGAGAUUUUGUGUUCAGCUUGUGGCUGUCUCCUAUCUCAUGGCCUUGGUAAAUGCCCUUGUCCAUACCAGCUGCACCUUCAGACUCUCAUUCUGUGGCCCUAAUGAAAUCAGCUCUUACUUUUGUGACAUUCCUCAGUUGCUGCAUCUCUCUUGCUCAAACAACUACACGUCCCAAGUGGUACUCUAUGUCUUCUCAUCUUUUGUGGUGGUAGGGAAUGGAAUGAUUGUGCUCAUUUCUUAUGCCUAUAUUGUUACAACUAUCCUAAAGAUGAGAUCAUCCACAGGCAGACACAAAACCUUCUCCACUUGUGCCUCCCACCUGGCAGCCGUUGUGCUCUACUAUGGGACACUGACCUUCAUCUAUGUCCAGCCUGGAGGGAUGGAUGCAGUGGAGCAAGACAAGCUGGUCUCUGUGUUUUACACUAUUGUCAUCCCCAUGCUGAACCCAUUGAUCUACAGCCUGAGGAACAAGGAGGUGAAGAAUGCCAUGAGAAAGCAGAUAGGCAGAUUUUUUUUCCUUUGGUGA
Messenger RNA from Alligator mississippiensis (American alligator), 939 nucleotides. Its product is annotated as olfactory receptor 1052-like. The record is from RefSeq and is a predicted model, not a curated record. The coding region runs from base 1 to 939 and encodes 312 amino acids. Gene Ontology annotation, cellular component: membrane. Gene Ontology annotation, molecular function: olfactory receptor activity; odorant binding; G protein-coupled receptor activity. Lineage: Eukaryota; Metazoa; Chordata; Crocodylia; Alligatoridae. Gene Ontology annotation, biological process: sensory perception of smell; G protein-coupled receptor signaling pathway. The transcript has a single exon.